Molecule: messenger RNA, 1053 nt
Organism: Contarinia nasturtii (swede midge)
Lineage: Eukaryota; Metazoa; Arthropoda; Insecta; Diptera; Cecidomyiidae
Product: odorant receptor 42b-like
Exons: 5
Coding region: 1-1053 (350 amino acids)
Biological process (GO): detection of chemical stimulus involved in sensory perception of smell; sensory perception of smell
Cellular component (GO): plasma membrane
Molecular function (GO): odorant binding; olfactory receptor activity
Source: RefSeq, a predicted model, not a curated record
AUGAAGUUGGCCUAUAUCACUUACACAUUCAUAACGUUUGUCGUAAAUUUAAGUGCUGUAUUUUGUGCGGGUGCUUUCAUUUAUACGUUUGUGAAAACCGAUUUGGAACUGUGUUUAUAUGCACUUCUGCAUAUCGUUGCACAUUCUGCCAUCGUUUAUAUUCAAAUCGCAGCCUGUCUUCUGCAAAAUAAAAUUAAAACCGACAUUUUUGAUCAUUUGUCGGCGAUUUAUGCGGCGAACGAAAAAAAGGACCAUUUCCGGUAUUUGGUGGCCGCAAACACAAAAAGUGAAUGGGUGUGGAGCUUUUUCUUCAAAUUCGCCGUUUUCGGCUACUUGGUAAACAAUGUAUCGAUGUGUGCAUUUCCAGCCAUUUUAUGCUGGAAGAGAGGUCAAGGUUUUGACGUCAAAUAUCUUUAUCAUCCAUUUAAAGUUUUAUUACCGUGGAAACAAUCAACCCUAUUUGGUUACCUUGCCGAAGUCUUCUAUGGUACAUUUUUGUGUGAAGUGUUCAUCGUUGCUACUGGUUCUGUGCUUUGUUUAUUCAUGUCAAUGAGUUGGCAUCAUGAGGCAUUUCUAUAUAUAUUCCGUCAUUCAACGCGUAAAUUGGAGCUAAUAAGAGACGAAAAGCAUGCCAAUGACAUUGUAUGCAAUUUGGUUCGUUUUCAUAUUGUGGUCAAAGAAUGGUUUUUGGAAUCGGCCAAUGUGUACAGCUCUUUUAUAUUAAUUCAAUUGAUUUGCAGCAUGAUCUCAAUGACAUGUGUUGUUUUUCAACUUGACUUGCAACUCAAACGAUUUGACUUUAGCGUGGGCUUAUUGGUGUCUUGCGGAUUGGUUGGUGUGGCCAAUUUAUUUUUAUUUUGUUACUUCGGAAAGUUGGCUACACAAAGCUUUGAGGGCAUGUCUGAUGCAUUGUACGAAUCAGAUUGGCCAGAACUUUCUGUUCGUUUGCAGAAAUAUUUUAUCAUUAUGGUUGGAAAUACGCAGAAGAGUAUAUUCUAUAAUGGUUUUGGCGUGGCCGUGUUGAAUUUAGAAACGUUCACCAAUGUAAGUUAA